AUGAAGUACCUCUUGGGCUUUCUAGAGGGCAUAUCUGAUGGUCCAGACCUCGCGGAUCCGGAGUUUCAACAAUUGCUCGUCGAUGUACAAGCUGGCAAGACUCAGCCCAAAUCCGCCGAUGCAUUCUACGAGUCCCUCGAGAAGAUCAUCAAUGAGCUCAAAAGUACCCCUGAAUCCUUGCCAUUCCAAAAGCCAGUCACGAGACGUGAUGCCCCUGACUACUAUGAAGUCAUCAAGAAGCCCAUGGAUUUAUCGACCAUGCUCAGAAACAUCAAGGGUCACAAGUAUAAGUCAAAGGCCGAAUUUGCUGCCGAUCUCAACUUGAUAUGGGACAACUGUGCGCUAUACAAUCAUGAGGGUCAUCCCAUUCGAAUCGGUGCUCGGUUCAUGAAGCAAAAGGCCGAUCACCAUCUAGAGUUCCUAGCAGACAAGAACGAAGCACCUCAGCAGACCUUCAUCCUCCCUACUUUGUCCGGCUCUGGGAUCUCAGUGGCCGCUCGGCAGAUUGCAGCCGCGGGACCUCACGCCCCCUCUCAACCUUCUCCACUUCGAGAGGCUUCUCAAGCUCCUGCAGCGGACGAAGAUGCUCGAGGUGAAAUCGUGGAUAGCACACAGGGCGAUAGUGCUGCGUCACAGUCCUUUCGAGCAGAGGCCGGAGCGGGGCCGCAAUCCAAUACCGCCACGCAAGAACAAUCUUCUUCUCAAGGGCAAGAAGAAGCGGAGGCGUCAAGCAGUCGUCGAGAUCCCAAUCUCUUCUCGUCGACGGAUUCACGCCUCGGUGUUGGCCGAGCGAGUAGCAUCGGUCGGAUCACUCAGGCCAGCUGGCCAAAGCUCCAGACCAACCUCGACACCGCGCCGGCCCUCAUCCGGACGUCGAACACGAUGAACCAAUUUUUCCCCAUCUCCUCCACUCAUCUUCCUGGACCAUCCUUUUCCGACAAGGGCAAGGCCAAAGAGGUGCUCACAGCAUCUACACCUCCGGCAUGGUAUCCAUCUACUGGGCGACCCGAUCCCGCAGAUGCUAGUCCACUCGAAGGCCACUGGUGGACAGCCAUCAUCAAGGACGAGGCAUUUGUUGGUGGCAUGCCUGCUACCCCGGUGAUGGCGCACUCUGUGUCGCCCAAAGUAGCCCGCAUAAGAGCGAAAAAGCGGCGAAGGGUCUCGGAAUAUGCUAGUGAAGAUCGGAAUGGCUUGGACUUCACCAAUCAAGGUCAUCGAGGCGGCACACCAGCAUUGGAAUCUCCAAGACCGGUCAAACUGGAAUCCCUUGUUCAUCGAAGCGUGGAUAGACUUAUCGAAGCGAGAAAAUUGAUGAAUCAGAUUCAGGACUUUCAGCGGAUAGAGCUAGAGGGCGGUAUUCUGCCGCCCAUCCAGCGCUUCGAUGAAAAGCUGGAGAGGGAACGGCGGAGGGAAGAAAGGGCCGAACGGAGGGCGAGGGAGAAAGUGGAAAGGAUGGAGGCCCGGAAGAGGGCAUCGAAUGGGGGUGAGAUGGGCGAAGAAGAGGCCGUCAUGAAUAUAAGACGCUCAACCGCGGGUUUACUGGCGCAUGCUGGAUUCGAGGGAGCCAACGAGAUAGCACUAGAUACUGUCACUCGAUUAGUGAUUGACCAUAUCCGGAGCCUUGGACGGACAUUCCGCUUGUUCCUCGAUGGUUCAUCACACGAUCUGACUUCAGAGCAAAUGACACUGCAUGUUUUGCAUGAGAACGGCCAGAUACAGCUACAAGAUCUAGAAGCGCAUAUCAAGGAUGAUAUCGAGCGAGAAGGCGUCAAGGUGGCAGAGAUGACGAGAAAAGUCAAGCAAGGGUACAAGGAUGUGACUGCGGCGCCUGUGGUGCAUGACGAUAUGAUGUUUGCAGAGGAUGGGGAAAUGCUGCUCGACGGGAACUUUGCCGAAGAGCUGGGAGAGGAUUUCCUUGGACUUCGCGAGAUGGGCAUUGACAAGGAGUUUGGUCUGUCAAGCCUCACAGUGCCUUCGAGCUUGUUUCAUGGUCGACGGAAACGGGUCGCGAAUGCUGAUCAGUAUGGUUCCAAGCAAGCCGACUACGACUAUCCUCCACCUCCACCCUUUGUGCCUCUCGCUCCAUCUGCUAUCUCGGCACAACUUCCCGCACUGCUCCACGCCUUUUACGCGUCCCGGCUGGAGAGUGGUUUGGGCAUACAGGAAGAUGACCCUUUUGAUCAUGUUCAUUCGCAGAUCGGAUCUAUGGGUCAGAUAGUUGUCAAGAGUAUCGGCGUCAAGAAGAAACGACCAGAAGAGGUGGAAAAGGCUGAUCAGCAAGAGGAGGCGAAAAAGGUCAAGCCGAAAAAGCCGCCGAAAGUAGGUGUGGGCAAGGGUAACUGGAUCCGACCGCCGAAACACGAGCGAGAUCGUCGGGCUGCGGAAAAGAGGGCAGCACUGGAGAGACAAAAGCAAUUGGCCAGCCAAGGGAAUGGGGAUGGAGUCAUCACCAUGACGGAGGAUGUCAACGGUAUCGCGGCUGCGGGUGACGAUGAUGCAGAGGGAGAGGAGGAGUAG
Messenger RNA from Kockovaella imperatae, 2517 nucleotides. RefSeq lists its product as hypothetical. Gene Ontology annotation, biological process: regulation of transcription by RNA polymerase II. Gene Ontology annotation, cellular component: SLIK (SAGA-like) complex; SAGA complex. The transcript has 15 exons. Lineage: Eukaryota; Fungi; Basidiomycota; Tremellomycetes; Tremellales; Cuniculitremaceae. Gene Ontology annotation, molecular function: structural molecule activity; protein heterodimerization activity. The record is from RefSeq and is a predicted model, not a curated record. The coding region runs from base 1 to 2517 and encodes 838 amino acids.